Messenger RNA from Exophiala oligosperma, 4517 nucleotides. RefSeq lists its product as uncharacterized. Gene Ontology annotation, cellular component: plasma membrane. Bases 514 to 3924 code for a protein of 1136 amino acids. Gene Ontology annotation, biological process: Ras protein signal transduction; positive regulation of GTPase activity. The record is from RefSeq and is a predicted model, not a curated record. Gene Ontology annotation, molecular function: guanyl-nucleotide exchange factor activity; protein binding. The transcript has a single exon. Lineage: Eukaryota; Fungi; Ascomycota; Eurotiomycetes; Chaetothyriales; Herpotrichiellaceae.
UAACGACACCGUAUUAUCCGUACAUGUUUUCAGCUUCCCUGUCUUGCUGCCCGUCCGCAGAAAAAGAGAAAAUAUAUGAAAAAUCCUCGAGUCCAGACCUUGACAACAUCCCAGAUCCGUCAUCUCUAGCCGACGUGUUGUGACGCGAGCUACAACCCCCUCCUAAUCCUUGCGUCUUCCACAGCCACCCCUCGCCUCGAAUUUGACUCCUCGACCCCUUGAAGUGUUUGACAUCUGUCGUUGCACGAGACGUUGCUAUCUCACCCUCAGACACCCUCCCGCCGGAUUCCUGCAACUUUGUGCUGUAGCACCACUUUUGCCAUUUGAGAACCAUCCGCGCCCCGGUGUGGCUUCACGACCUCAAGCGCAGUCAGGGCAAGACUACCGAGUCCCUACACUCUGAUCGACCUCUUUUUCCGACUACGUGGCAGUGGGAUAGGAAAAGAAAUGACGGGGUCCGAGGCAUCGACUGCCAGAUGCUGAGCGACAUGUGUGACGAAUUCCUCCGGCAAGAUGCGCCCAACUCAACCCUCCAACAUAUUCAUCGCGCCGCUGCGCAUACACCGAAACAGCAGUGAUGAUGGACCCAGUGCGUUAUAUAACGAAUCCAAUCCUACGGCGACCUUGACAUCGGAGACCAUUGACGACCAGGUCUUGAGUCAUGCCAGGUUCCACAACUAUCUCCGCGCUCUCUACACGUUCCAGCCCUCUCCGCACUCGUCGACCACCGUCACACUGCCGCUGAAUGCCGGAGACAUCAUCUUGGUGCAUUCGGUGCAUGUCAAUGGCUGGGCUGAUGGGACACUGCUGGAGACAGGCGCCCGUGGCUGGCUGCCCACCAACUACUGCGAGGCAUACGACCAUGCCUCCAUGCGACCGCUCCUGAAGGCACUGACCGAGUUCUGGGAUAUUGUUAGGUGUGGAAGUGAUUACAAUCUAAAUCUGUUCCGCAAUCAGGAUUACAUGCGAGGUCUGGUAGCCGGAGUCCGCGCACUGCUGGAACGAUCCGAUUGCCUGACGCGGGAUGCCCCCCUUGUUCGACGACAUGAGGCUAUCCGACGCUCUCGCAAGAGUCUUCUCUCAGAUCUCGCGCUGCUCGUUCGUACCGCCAAACAAUUGCAGCAGGUGGUCACCGUCUCCUCUUCGCACAAAGACCUCGACAUCAGACUCGAUGACAUGUUAUUAAAGGCUUUCCGUAUCGUCACACGCGCCGUGUUCUUCUUCGACGUGUGGACUGAACAAAUUUCCGCCAUAGUGUCGAGUCCAACCAGGUCCGAGGUCUCGCAUGUCGACUCAUCUGGGCCGCCGACAUCCCCCAGGUCUAGAAGACCUCAGUCGACAAUCAUGCUACGGAAUUCAACACCCACCGCUUCGAAUGUGGCAUCAAGGCGAAACAGUGCUGGGCCCGUAGCACACAACACCCCAGUUCGUCGGCAGUCUUCGACAACACACCGAAUGUCUUACACUCGGGGAACUAAUCAGAAAAAUUCCAAUCUCAUCUCUCAGUACUUGCACAAGUCGUAUGAUGAUUUUCUUACUGUAUUGGCGUCCUUCCUGGGCUCCCAUAUGCAAUCGAGGUCUUCUUCUGAGCUUUUGAUGACCACCCAAAACGCAGUUCGCUCCUGUCGUCAACUCUUCGCCAUUGUCGAGACGGUUAUCGAACGAGACUACAGCACCUCUCGGCCCUUGAUCCAGGCCAAAGACGCUAUGUAUUAUGCUAUUACCGAAUUGGUACAUGCCGCCAGACAGGUUUUCAAACCAAUUCAUUCCAUGGACGAUGAGCUAGUCUAUCUUCCCGAAGAGGCACAAAAUCUUGUCCGAGCAGCGACCGCAUGUGUAAGUGCUGCAGGCCGAUGUGUAGCUCGGACUAAAGCAACGCUCGAGGAGAUUGGGGACUUUGAAGUCGAGAACAUUGCACAGCUCGUUGGCAGAGGUUCUGACAGCUCCAGCACACUCGAGUCCACCAGCCAAGAAGUCCGAUCCAGUGCUGUUCUGAGGCCAUCGGUCCAACAGCCCGCCACUGUCGAGGACUCAUCCCGGCGAGUAACAGAGAAUGCACAAAUCCCGAUCCCUAGACGCAUGAUUACUCCUCCGUUGCCACGAGACACGUCCGAAGCCCCUCUGACUAGCUUUACGACUGCUGCUGCUCCUCAGCCCAGAGACGAUGUCAUAGUGGAUAUCAUUCGAUCUUCUCCAGUCCCCGAAGCAGCGUCUCUAUAUCCAAAUGCUCAUAGACGUGCUCCGGGGAUCACUCAGCCUCCGAUCGACAAGAGAAACCGAACUUCAGUGAUGCUACCCAUGGUGGAAAGUAAGGGCAGUGACAGCAGUCUCGACACCACCAAUAGGCGUUCAGAUCCAAGCAACUUAUCAAGCGCUUCCACGCGCGUGGCCUCCCUAUAUGGUGGUGGCUCAUUCACGGACUCUCUAUCGGCGCAAUCCACACCCGACGACCAUUCGUUACUCGGCGACGACGACGACGACGUGGAGGCAGAGAUCAUGACACAUACAUUUGCCCAGGAAAUCAUCUUUAAUCGAGAGGGAGUAGUCGUCGGUGGAACCCUGAAUGCUCUGGUGGAACGCCUGACCGCGCAUGACUCGACCCCGGAUGUGUCUUUCAUUAGCACAAUUUACCUGACUUUUCGCAUUUUUGCUCGGCCUGAAGAGUUUGCCUCUGCUCUCGCGCUCCGGUUCGAUUAUGUUGCGGUAAAUCCAAGAAUCGCCAACCCAGUCAGGCUCCGAGUGUAUAAUGUACUCAAGGGGUGGAUGGAGUCUCACUGGAGGCAUGACUGUGAUGAUACUGCUCUUCCCGUCAUCGUCGGGUUCGCCAGAGAGUCCAUGAUGCCCGUCCUUUCGAUGGCCGGCAAUAGGAUUUUGGAAUUGGCUGAGCAGGUCUCGUCUGCAAAUAAGCCCAUAGUUCCGAGGGUCGUUUCGGCCAUGGGGAAGACAAGCACUUCUUCCGCGACCUACGUCGACCCGAAUACACCAUUACCAACCCCUGUCCUAUCGAAAAGCCAACUAAGUGCAUUGAAGACGUGGAAAAUGGGUGGUGCGACUGUUAGCAUCCUUGACUUCGAUCCGCUCGAGCUGGCCCGUCAGAUCACUUUGAAAACGUCCAAAAUUUUCUGCUCCAUCUUGCCGGAGGAGCUGCUCGGGACUGAAUGGACCAAGCGCAGCAGUUCCCUCGCUGUUAAUGUCAGGGCCAUGUCGACACUCUCGACCGACAUUUCCAACCUUGUGUCAGAUUCAAUUCUGCAACUUGAAGAACCCAAAAGGAGGGCAGCAAUUGUGAAGCAAUGGGUCAAGAUCGCGAACAAGUGUCUAGACUUGCACAACUAUGAUACACUCAUGGCUAUCGUCUGUGCACUGGACUCGACAAACAUCAAGCGAAUGCGAAAAACUUGGGAAGGGGUGCCUCAAAAGACGAGGUCCAUGUUCGACGAGCUCUGUAAGGUGGUAGAUGUGGCCAAGAAUUAUUCCGCCUUGCGUCAACGCGUCCAAUCCCAUCUUCCGCCAUGUCUGCCCUUCAUAGGCGUCUACUUGACCGAUCUCACCAUGGUCGAUACGGCAUAUACAAACACGCGGCCAUUGACGACUGAUCAGGGCAGAAUAUCCGUGAUCAACCUAGACAAGCAUAUGAACACGGCCAAGAUCAUCUCCGACCUCCAACGAUUCCAAGUCCCUUACAGAUUUGCCGAGAUUUCCGAGCUACAGACGUGGAUGCAAGAUCAAUUGGUCAGAGUUCGUUCAGCUGGCGACAAGAGCUUCCAGAUGCAUUAUCGAAGGUCUUUGAUUCUGGAGCCAAGAGAACCGAACAGAAGUCCCAACCCCGACAUGCCACAGUCGGCCAAGGAAAAGGAUAAAUUCGACUUUCUCAAUUGGACUCAUCUUCUUCAGAAAGACAAGCCCGUGCCGAUCCAGAGUUGAUCAAAACAACCCGGCACUGUCGAGCAUGAGCAUGGCCUUUUUUUCCUGCGCCGCUUUCAUUUCUUGUUAUCCGCUGUGCACAGUUGGCGUCCUGAAGCUUUAUACGAGACCAUUAUGAUACCCCCGGGGACGGUAAUCUGAUUUUGUUCUGAGAUUCUGAUUGUGAGCAAGCGAGAAUUUGUGCAUUUUUUUGAGCAUGUCUGGGCGAUUUGGGUCUGGAAUGUUUGCCCUCAUUUGACGAGAGAGAGGCUCAGACGCAAUGGGUGCGGUAUCUAAUUGACAGCCCUCGAUGCAUGCACCAUGGCAUCAUGAACCCGAGGAAGAUUCGCUGGGCUUCGACUGGGAAACUAUAGCCCCCGUGUCGUUUUCCCCGCGUCCUUUUUUUUCCUCUUUGUACAGAAUCUAUCUAUCCAGACUAAUGGCCCGGAGGCAUGCAUGUGAUUUGAUGUUUGAUGUACGACUUUGAUGCUUUUUUGUCAUAAAUGAUGAUCCGAAGAGGGGGAGGCAGAAAGGAAAACGCUUCAAAGAUGGAAGUUUUACAGGAUAGGUCAUAAAUAGUCCGUACAUAGAAGAACCACGUUUGUAUCUCGGAA